GUGGUGGUUGGUGGGUUGUGUGUGGGCAGGUGGCUUGGGCGGGUGUUGAGGUCGUGGGCGAGGGGGUUGUUGUUACUGGUGGAUGAGGAUGAGGAGGAGGAUGGAGCGGAGGAGAAGAAGAAGGAGAAGAAGAGAGGCCUCGAGAAGAAAUGGUGGGAUCUCCCCUUUGGAUCGUUCAUCUCCGUCUCUGUCACCCUGGUCAACUACAACCAUAACCACACCCACAACGCCGGCGCGGCGGAGAUGGUGCGUCUCGUGCCGGACUACAAGGUCGAGCAGGGCAUGCUCCCCCUGCAGACCCUCCAGAAGAUGUGGGAAGCCGAGUCGCUGUCGUGGGACGGCGUGGCGGUCGUCGACUGGGAGCGGCUGCGGUUCAAGCGGCAGGUACACGAGGUCAUUUCCCUGGUGGCCGUCGACGGGUUGGAUGCGGAAACUGACGACGAAAAGCUGGUGGUGUUCAAAUCAGUCUUGAGCCCGCACGAGCAGCGGUAUAUGUACAACGAACUCAAGAUGCUCCUCCUCCUGGGGAACCACGAGAAUGUCAUCUCCCGCCCGCUCGGGGUGGUCACAAAGAAGGGCCGGUUCGGCAACCGGCGGGGGGUGUGCGGGUUCCUGCUCGCGUGGUAUCCUCUGGGCUCGCUCCGGGAGAGGUUGCUGCGGGAGGAUGAUGACUAUUGCGUGUCGACGUCGAUGGCGCAGAGGAUCCGAUGGGCGCGGCAGGUCGCGCGGGCGCUGGCACAUGUGAACGGGCAUGACGAUGGGCGGGUCGGCUUCUAUCCGGAUCUGAAGCCGGAUAAUAUCGUGCUGGGGAAGAGCGCUGCGGCGGACACGGGGAUGCUGGAUGCCGUGCUGAUUGAUCUGGAGCAGCGCGGCGGCUGGUUUACGUGGAGCCCGCCCGAGGUCGCGUAUGUCGAGUACCUGGAGAUCGUGGCGGCGGCCGAUUCCAUACCGCUAGAGAAUGGUUUGAAGAGCGAAAUCGUUAAGCAGUUGCGGAAAUACUACGACGACGACCCGGACUGGUCGCCAGGCGAUUCCGGUCGCCAACGGUAUUACAAUGCCGAGGGCGGGUUCAGCCGGCCGUGGCUGGCGCUUUUGAGAGAGCGGGAAACCGGCGGCACGGGCAGGGACUUGCUGGAGCGGGCGCAAGUGUUCAUGCUGGGGAAGCUGCUGUGGUGCAUCUUCGAGGGCCAGCCCAUGGUGCGCUGCGGCAUCGACCACGAGGUCCUGCGGGAUGCGGAUCCGGAUUAUAAGUCGAAAAGAUGUGGGAAGGCGAGAGCGUUUCCGGAGUUCAAGCAGACACCGCCGGGUGCGCUUCGUUCGUUGAUCCGCGCAUGUACAGCUGGCGCGCCAGAGUGGGAAGAAGGAGGGCGCGCGCGAAGACGGCCCGGAGUGGUGCUGAGACAGGGGAAAUUGUAUCCCGCGGUUGCAGAAGCUGAUCUGGGGGCGUUGACGGCGGAGGAUACGCGCGAUGCGGCGAGGAUAUUCUGGAGACGCGAGCUGGCAUGCGCAAGGGAGUUUAUGGAGGAACUGCUCUUGUUUAAGAGGGGAACAUCGCAGCAUGGGGAACAUCAGCAGGAAAGGGAUCCUGAUGGCCCGGAUUCCAUGCCGGGUUUGCUUGACCAAGUGCGGACCCGACCGCUGCUGUCAGAGGUGUUGGCCGAGUUGGAGCGCAUCGAGAGGUGUCUUGUGAGAUGAGUUGAGAGCGGACUCCGGAGAGUUUGCAGGCACUGUGUUCGAAGAAAGUCCAGGAACUUACG
This is a messenger RNA of Chaetomium strumarium, 1757 nucleotides long. RefSeq lists its product as uncharacterized. The record is from RefSeq and is a predicted model, not a curated record. The transcript has a single exon. NCBI's taxonomy places the organism in Eukaryota, Fungi, Ascomycota, Sordariomycetes, Sordariales, Chaetomiaceae. Gene Ontology annotation, biological process: signal transduction; protein phosphorylation. Gene Ontology annotation, cellular component: cytoplasm. The coding region runs from base 244 to 1695 and encodes 483 amino acids. Gene Ontology annotation, molecular function: protein kinase activity; ATP binding.